Molecule: messenger RNA, 1346 nt
Organism: Cheilinus undulatus (humphead wrasse)
Lineage: Eukaryota; Metazoa; Chordata; Actinopteri; Labriformes; Labridae
Product: cystatin-B-like
Exons: 3
Coding region: 95-397 (100 amino acids)
Cellular component (GO): cytosol
Molecular function (GO): cysteine-type endopeptidase inhibitor activity
Source: RefSeq, a predicted model, not a curated record
UGAUUUCCUGAUUCAACUUAAACAUCUGACAGAGGCAAACUCACAUCAGUCUCGUCUGUUUUUCGUGAAAUUGACUCCACAGAAAAAUCUGAACAUGCCGAUGAUGUGUGGAGGGCUAGGAGAGCCACAGCCAGCCGAUGAAAAGAUCCAGAAGCUUGCUGACAGCCUAAAGGGAGCUGCGGAGGAAAAAGCUGGGAAGACAUUUGAUGUUUUCGUAGCGAAGACCUACGCGACACAGGUCGUGUCUGGGACCAACUACUUCAUCAAGGUCCACGUGGGAGGAGAGGAUCAUAUCCAUCUUCGUGUUUAUGAAAAACUCCAAUGUAAUGGAGGAGAAAUUUCACUGCAUGGAAUUCAGCAAUCCAAGAGCCAUGCUGAUCCUGUAGAGUACUUUUAAAGAGAAAAGCAGCUGCACCUAUGAACAGUAGUCUUGUUCUAGUCAGUCAUGACAAAUAAUCAUGCUCCAUAUGUGAAACAUUGCUCCAUGCUAUUUAGAUCAGGGUUCCCCAAUUAGUUUCUCCUGGUGACCAAAAUUUUUUAGAUAUAUCUAUACAUAUACAUAUACUGUAUAUAUAUAAAUAUACACACACAGUGUGGCUUAAUUAGCUACACUUUAGACAGGAUUUAUUUGUAAGUAAUCCAAACAGGUCUGUCAUAAAUAUGCUGUCCUUGUAUCAGGUGGGAUUUUUUACACAUUUUUAAUGUUUUUAAGACCCACUGAUGCUACAAGACUGGAAUAUUCAUUAUUCACAUUUAUUCAGCAUGACUGUUUAUGGCUUUAAAAUGGCAACCUGUUGUCCACAAUAUCUGAUCAGACCCUGAGAUUAUUUCAGCCAACCUAGGAUCAGUGCACAGUCCAGAAAGAGUGUAAGUAACCAAAUUUAGUGUAAAUGUUGAGCCUUAAGCGUUUUUACAGGUAUAGCCUUUUGUAAUGGGUUAUUUUAUAAGUUUUGUAUUGUUUUAAGCUGAGGUAACUUUACUUCCUGCUUAACAGUAGCAGACUUUUACUUUAAAAUCGCCAGAAAGGAAUGUACCAUAUCUUACUCAUUUAUUGCAGAGUAUUAUAACCUUUCUUUGCUAUAAUUAUAGAAAGAUCACGAUAUAUGAGUGAAAAUUUGUAUUUUAAACACUUAAGAGAGUAAAAAUUUAAAUGUCAUAUAUUUUCUAAAAUUUCCAUUUUUUUCCCCCCAAAUGUCUCGCGGGCCAGAUGACACCUGCUGGCGGGCCGGAAGUGGCCCACAGGCCGCCAUUUGGGGAUCGCUGGUUUAGAUACUGUACAUCAUUUUCAAAGAUGUUAAAAUGGAACUGUUUUGUACGAAAUGAAUGAAUAAAUGAUUCGCAGUUUU